GCCCGGUCCCGGGUCGAUCUGGGGCGGGGUAUUUUGAGAAUCUCAGUAAGAUAAGGGGAAAACGGCGGCCUUCCGUGUCCUGUGGGGAGAAACUCGGGAAGCGCGGUGUCCUGAACCUCCGCGCGCUCCCGGAACUGCGGGGUUUUUCAGUAGAGGUCGCCGUGGCCGAAUCUCGCGCGGGUUCCUCAGACCCCCAUUACCCUGACAAGGCCUCGCCGCGGGGUCCAGGGGGCUACAGCGAGGCGCAUGACACGCCUUUUCCGCUUCAGGCGCUCCUCUGACAGAGGCGCACAGCCUCGACUCGAGAGGACUUGGGCUGGACAAUAGGGAAAGCCGGACGUGGGGAGCUGGCGAGUGCCAUCCUGAGCCGGAGCGCGGAAUCUGCCGGCCCGGAAGAGCAGGCUGCCCCGCGUCGGCCGGAAGCGCCGCUCGGGAGGCGGAAGCGGUUGGCUCCGGCGUGGUCCCGCGGGCGCAGGGGCCUCUCGGCGGCCCGGCCCGCAUAGAUCACCCUCUGUCGGGGGCGCCGGUACCACCCGAAGCGCAAGCGAGUGAAGUGAAGAAAAAUGUCUCAAAAGCAGAUGAAGGAAGAUUUUGUCAGUAACCUUAAUGGAACCAGCGUGCUGGAAAUCACCAAGGGCUUGUGCUAUCCUCCACUCUGUAUCCUAGUCAGAGGGCUUCUGAUCAUUUUCUCACAGCACUUGUGUUCUUCUUCACAUACCUGGAGAACUCAAUUCUUUAUUGACUUUGUGUUCCUAAUAGUUCCCAUGGUGGCUAUUUUGACCGUUUUGCAUCCAUUUGUUGGCCUUGAUUAUCUCACUGUAAUUAUCUUUGGGGUGGGGUUGCUCUAUCAAAUAUACCAAAGGAGGACUUGCUAUGCCAGAGUACCUGUACAGAAAAUCCUUGAGAAAUUCUUGAAAACCAGCCUAGAAUCAGAAUACAUUCCAGCCAUCUCUUCUUUCCGUGUAGUAAACAGUGUAUUUACUGCUAUUGCCAUUUUGGCUGUGGACUUCCCACUUUUUCCCAGAAGAUUUGCCAAAACUGAGCUCUAUGGGACAGGAGCAAUGGAUUUUGGAGUAGGCGGCUUUAUUUUUGGGUCUGCAAUGGUUUGUCCAGAGGUAAAGAGGAGAAAAUAUAUGGAAGGAUCCAGAUUUUAUUGUUUUAAAAAGUCAUUGUACUCUGUUUGGCCGUUAGUUUUCCUAGGAAUAGGACGAUUAGUCAUUAUAAAAUCCAUAGGCUAUCAGGAACAUUUCACUGAGUAUGGAGUUCACUGGAACUUUUUCUUUACCAUAAUAGUUGUAAAAGUGGUAACAUCACUGCUUUUGAUAAUUUUUCCUUUAAAUAAAUCCUGGAUUAUGGCCAUCAGCAUUACUGUAUUAUACCAGCUAGCCCUUGAUUUUACCCCGCUGAAGAGGUUAAUUUUGUAUGGCACUGAUGGCAGUGGCACAAGGGUUGGUUUAUUAAAUGCCAACCGAGAAGGAAUAAUCUCUACCUUGGGGUAUGUGGCAAUACACAUGGCUGGUGUGCAAACAGGGUCAUAUGUGCUUAAGAACAAAACACAUAGCAAAGACUGGAUAAAAGUCAUGUGUUGUCUUCUACUGGUAGCUAUUAGCCUCUUUAUAUCUCUUUAUAUAGUUCAAGUCAAUGUAGAAGCAGCAUCUCGAAGGAUGGCCAAUUUAGCCUUUUGUAUUUGGAUAGUUGCUUCUUGCCUGAUUCUUCUCAGUGUUUUAUUACUGGGCGACAUAAUUUUGAGUUUUGCAAAAUUUCUAAUUGAAGGGGCUGUAGUACCAUGUUCUUGGAAACUUACCCAGUCACCUGCUACAAAUAGAAAACAUUCAGAAUCUCUAGUCCCUGAAGCUGAAAGAAAGGAACCCAGUGUUUGUUUAAUCACAGCUAUGAACAGACACCAGUUAAUUUUUUUCUUGCUGUCAAAUGUAACAACUGGCCUGAUCAACCUGAUGGUAGAUACAUUACACAGCAGUACCUUGUGGGCCUUGUUUCUGCUCUAUUUCUAUAUGUUUACCAACUGUUUAAUUACAUAUGUAGCACAUUUACAAGAUGUGACUAUAAAAUUUUGGUGAUCAACAGGGACAGGUGUAUCUGUAUUUGAGCAAUAUUACUUUAAUGGGGAAAAAUAUUAAAUGUGAAGAAAAUGUGCUUUUGGUAACCCAGUGUUAACCAUAUUUUAUUAUAGAGUUUUAGUCCUUCCCUAUAAUAGUAGUGAUGCUUAGUACUUUAAUGUAUCGAUACUGUAUAAAAUAAACCAAGAGAACAAAGCCUUGGGACAUGUUAGAAUUUAUUAAAAGUCCAUAUUGUUUUUUUCUUUUGGUGGCUGGCCCAUGUGGGGAUCCAAACCCUUGACUUUGGUAUUAUAACACCAUGCUCUAGCCAGUUGGGCUAACUGUAUUUUAUAGAAACUGUUUAUAGUUGUGACACUGGAAGAUUGGAGGUGGAGAGGAGGAUUUUAUUUUCCAUCUUAAUGUGACCUUAUGGCAUUCUGUAUUUUUUAUUGUAUUUUAUUAUAAUAAAUGUAAUAUACAUUUAUAGUAGACAUCAAGACAUUUCAGUGUGAAUUAUGGAUUGUCAGUACUUCUUUACUGCUCAAUUUUGUGUGUGUGUGUGGGUGGCUGGCUGUAUCAAUUUUAAUCUUUUAGUAAAGCCUAGGAGUAAG
Messenger RNA from Cynocephalus volans (Philippine flying lemur), 2668 nucleotides. It is a transcript of the gene PIGW, whose product is annotated as phosphatidylinositol glycan anchor biosynthesis class W. Gene Ontology annotation, biological process: protein localization to plasma membrane; GPI anchor biosynthetic process. The coding region runs from base 564 to 2078 and encodes 504 amino acids. Gene Ontology annotation, molecular function: glucosaminyl-phosphatidylinositol O-acyltransferase activity. Lineage: Eukaryota; Metazoa; Chordata; Mammalia; Dermoptera; Cynocephalidae. The transcript has 2 exons. Gene Ontology annotation, cellular component: membrane; endoplasmic reticulum. The record is from RefSeq and is a predicted model, not a curated record.